AUGAAGCAGAAACUGUCGUUUCCUUUCCCGUCCCAAUAAAUAUCCUCCACGGAUUGCACCUGGAUUUCGAUAAUUCUUUGUGUCUAAAUCAUAACUAUUCGAUACCAAUUGAAAGUUUUAGCUGAGUUAUGGCUGAAGGCAGAGAUACACCAGAUCUUCCAAGAGGUUUGAUUGAUAGAAGAGGAACUCCAUUAGGAAAAGGAGCAAGAUUACCCUCUUUAAAGGGACCUAGAGACUUGACUCUUGGAGGAAUUCCUAAGAAAGUAUUUACACCCACAAUCCCAGUACGGAAACCAGCUGAGCAAAAGGAUAAGAAAGUAAAGAGAGAAACUGAUCAGUCCAAGCAAGACCAAGGUGAUGUUAAACCAAAAGUUGACAAAGAGAAAAAGGGGAGACCUGUCAAAGAGAAGAGUUUUGACAAUUCUCAAAGGAAAUAUAAAGGUCAAAAUAUUAUUCAUACACACUCUAUAUUUGAGGAACAUGGACCUUCUACUAAAAAUGUAUCCAAAGCAUCAGGAGCAAACAGAGGUGAAGGUUCAGUAGGAGGUAGAUUCAAUACAAAGUCUUCAAGUGGUCAGACUAUAUCAAAGUCAGAAGUACAAGAGGAUACUAAACAAGUUCUGGAUUUUUUACUCCGGGAUGAUUUUAUAGAUUCUAAGGAGAAAAGAGAUAAAUAUAUGGAACCUGUCCAUUUACCACUAUCUAAAUUAAACCUGAAACUUGAGGAGAAACCUGUUGAGGUUAAAGAUGAUCCAGAUGCUGAUGAAGAAAUGAUUGAUGCACAUCAAAGUCAAAAAACUAAAUCUACAGAUGGUGUUUUAGAGGCUCUUACAAAAACAGAUCCAGGAGAGAUGUUAUUUUUCCAGUUUCCUGAUUGUAUGCCAGGUAACCCAGUAAAUAGAGCCCAAACAGAUGAAGAAGGAAAAGAAGAAGAAGCACAAACACAGACUCAGAGGUUAUCUGAUUUCUCUGAAGGAUCUGUUGGCAAGUUAGUCAUUAGAAAAUCUGGAAGGACACAACUGGUGAUAGGAAAUAUAACAAUGGAUGUCUCUAUGGGAACUAAAUGUGGCUUUUUACAAGACGUUGUUUCCAUACACACAACAGAAGACAGUGGUAAUUUGAGUGUAUUAGGACACAUAAAACAUAGACUUGUUUGUACACCAGACUUUGAUAGCAUGCUCAACACAUGAUUAUUUCUGGUAUUUGGAAUUGUAAAUUAUAGCUUUUGAGCUAUGAACUUGAAAUAUGGAGUUGGCCCAAGAAAAGGGCUCCAAAGCAGAUCAAUAUAUACUGAUGUCAUUUAGAAACAGAGACUUGUCAAGGCAUGCAGAUAUUGAUGAUAUAAUUAAACCUAAUGUGAAAAGAGAAAUUUGUUUAUUUUGUUUUAAGAAGUAUGGUGUUUUGAUUUACAAAUAAAAUUUAAGUUUUACGCAA
Molecule: messenger RNA, 1434 nt
Organism: Mytilus californianus (California mussel)
Lineage: Eukaryota; Metazoa; Mollusca; Bivalvia; Mytilida; Mytilidae
Product: DNA-directed RNA polymerase III subunit RPC4-like
Exons: 10
Coding region: 129-1190 (353 amino acids)
Biological process (GO): transcription by RNA polymerase III
Cellular component (GO): RNA polymerase III complex
Molecular function (GO): DNA binding
Source: RefSeq, a predicted model, not a curated record